GUAGACAAUGUUACAUAACACUUAGUUUUGAGUCCUGAGGACUCCUGACUCUACCCUGGGGCCCAGUGAUGCAUCAGGCUUUACUUGUUCCCGAAGUCCUCCUAGAGAUAUUCGCCUAUGUAUCACCUACUCAAACAACAUCGACCCCGAAAUCGCUUGCAGCGCUUGCAAGGACAUGCAAAAUCUUCCACGAGCCUGCGAUGGAUUUGCUGUGGACUGAAAUCCAUGGGUUGGAAGCACUGCUAGGCUGUGUAGCGAGGUUACAUCCACUGAUAUAUCAUAGUAGUAUAAGGUGUGACGAACCCUGGACGAAAGGCGUUGAGCCAUUAUCUGCCCAUGAGGUCCCUCAAUUUCUGCGUCACUCCUCCCGCAUACGCAAAUUGAAGAUACAAUCUGAACAUCCGUACCUUCUCUCUGUCAUCCCCGCCGAGGCAUGCAUAUUUCCGGGGCUGAAGUCAUUAAGUCUUACCACCGUAUAUUUGGACCUCUUUCUGCCUCACAUGCUGCACCGAUGUCAUCUAUUGGGCGCCGACGAGGGUCUGCAAUCUUUUGUGACACGUUGCAUUGCUCUGGAGCAUUUAUGUAUCUAUACUCCUGAAUGGCUCCUGGUUGACAGCAUAGCAAAUCAGAUGUCAUUGCUAUCCGAUAGGAUUCAUUGGUGCACGCGGCUUGUAACUCUUUCUUGUCCAAUGCUCGACUGGGCAACAUGGAAGCACCUCUCCUCCCUCCCUACUCUUCUCAAAUUGAGAAUUGAGCAAGGAUGUAAUGACCCUCCUUCGCUGUCACAACGAGACAUCGUGGAUCUAUCAAUCCUUAACAUCACAAGUCUUUCCUUUCAAGACAUCUAUUGUGCUGCAGAUAUCAUCACAGUCAUGCAACACUCGGAAUUUCCCUCGCUGAAAGAGUUCGAGUUUAGAGCCAAAUGUAUCUCUCCAGAAGAAGCCGAGCAACUCUUUCAUGCUCUGUCCCGCUGCAAAGCGUGUCGGACUCUAGAGGAAAUCACCAUUUAUUCUCUUAAUGACGGAUACCGUGUACCCCCAAACAGCGAGCCUUUGACACCAAUUCCGCAUUUCCUUUGCUUUACGCAGCUCCGAACCCUGAGGCUCACAUCUUAUAAUUCCUGCAUCUACCUGGGUAAUGACAUGCUCUUGCAAGCCAUGUCUACUUGGCCGCACAUCCGCACUCUGGAAAUCAAUGACUCAGGCGACUAUGCUUCUUCUUCCGAAGUCUCCCUCCGUGGAUUAUUCACAGCGCUCGGUCUAUGUCCAGAAUUGCAUACACUACAAGUUCCAAUCAAUCUUGCAACUAUCAACAUCGAUCCUGAUGCCGAGCCAAUACAACAUACCUCCCUACGAUCAUUGGAUUUAGACUUAUCCGAGUCUCAAACAACAGAUGCCGAAACUAUCGCUCGCAUUAUUUCUGCCUGGCUCCCUUGUGUCGACCAAGUUACAAACGUACAUGGUUUGAGCUGGGUUGAAGUCAACAGGUAUCUUGAAUCUUUGAGAACGGCUACUGCGCCUUAUGUUGCGGGAGCCUCCUAGAAUAAUUGAGUUCGGAAUAUCUUCACGUCCGGGAAUGUUGUUACAUACCUUCGAGUUCUUUCGUUCUUUCGUUAUCGUUGUCGUCACUGUUGACUGCAGCUAUAAACUAAUGUACUAGUACCUCUGCAUGAUAUCCAACAACCCAUCGGUUCACUGUCAUUAGUACGAUUUCCAACAUGAUUACGUGCGCCACC
Suillus discolor is the source of this 1735-nucleotide messenger RNA. RefSeq lists its product as uncharacterized. Gene Ontology annotation, molecular function: protein binding. The transcript is spliced from 2 exons. The record is from RefSeq and is a predicted model, not a curated record. NCBI's taxonomy places the organism in Eukaryota, Fungi, Basidiomycota, Agaricomycetes, Boletales, Suillaceae. The coding region runs from base 69 to 1541 and encodes 490 amino acids.